This is a messenger RNA of Fusarium keratoplasticum, 516 nucleotides long. RefSeq lists its product as uncharacterized. The record is from RefSeq and is a predicted model, not a curated record. Gene Ontology annotation, molecular function: carbon-sulfur lyase activity. NCBI's taxonomy places the organism in Eukaryota, Fungi, Ascomycota, Sordariomycetes, Hypocreales, Nectriaceae. The coding region runs from base 1 to 516 and encodes 171 amino acids. The transcript is spliced from 4 exons.
AUGGAGGCUCGGUGUCAAUGCGGUUCCGUGUCUUUCAAGACGCCCCUCCCUCAGCCGUUGGCUCUCUACAUCUGCCACUGCAGUGCGUGUCGACGACAGACGGGCUCUGCUUUUGGGACGUCGGCCAUCUUUCCUCGGUUCAACCUGCCAGAAACUGAUCAGUUGAGUUGUUACAGUCGACCAACUGAAUCGGGACAUCAACUCUACUGUUACUUUUGCCGCAACUGUGGUACUCGUCUCAUUCACUCGACGCCAACCAAAAACGUCGUCUCAGUCAAAGGAGGCUGCCUUGAAGGCCUCGACUGGAAGCGUGCCAUCCACAUCUGGACCAAGAGCGCCAUGGUCCCUAUUCCAGAGGGUUCUGAGACUCACUCUGAGGAGUCAGGCUUCACCGACUACGGAACGACGCAGGAGGACCUAGAUCAGCCCGGAGACCUCGUGGGUAGUGGAGGGUGCAACGACCCCCCCAAGAAGAGCGAGGACGUCGUUGUGGGUGGUUGUGAUUUGAGCGGGUGA